Beta vulgaris subsp. vulgaris (sugar beet) is the source of this 1547-nucleotide messenger RNA. Its product is annotated as protein LOW PSII ACCUMULATION 1, chloroplastic. NCBI's taxonomy places the organism in Eukaryota, Viridiplantae, Streptophyta, Magnoliopsida, Caryophyllales, Amaranthaceae. Bases 161 to 1147 code for a protein of 328 amino acids. The record is from RefSeq and is a predicted model, not a curated record. The transcript is spliced from 5 exons.
AAAGGUUGCACAUUUUCAGCCUCAAUCUAUUCUUCCAUCCUUUAAAAAAAAUUUAAAAAGAAAAAUCCCCCCUCAAGCUGUUCUAACUUCAAUCCCGAUGAUCCGCCAUUGAUGGUUCUACUUCACUGAUGCACCUUACCUUCAUCUUCUACUUACAAUCAUGGCUUCUGUGGCCCAAGUUGCUCACUUUCUAAGAUGGGCACCCUGCAAUUUCUCUCCCCAAAUCAGUAGGUGUCACUCCUCCACAUUUUCUCACCAAUUUGUGUGUCAUGGCAAGUUUUCUAUCUCCAUUAGUGUUCAUGGGUUUAGAAGAACAAAAUCCUCUUCCAUUAAUUUCACUUGCUCUGCUUCAAAUAAACCCUCCGCUUCUUCAAAUGAUAUCAGUUCUACAGCGAAGAUAAGGAGUGAAGUUCUUUCUCCUUUCCGCUCUUUUCGAAUGUUCUUUUACCUUGCUUUCAUUGCGAGUGGUAGUCUGGGCGGAUUGAUAGCUACGUCACAACUCAUUGGUGCUCUAGCAAAUCCAGCUAGAGCAGCUGAAGUCCCUGAGAUUGUCAAGGGUCUUGGCAUAGAUGUGGCAGCAGUUGCCGUCUUUGCCUUUUUAUAUAGUAGAGAUAGCAAGGCAAGCAAUGCACAGAUUGCUAGACUUACAAGAGAAGAGAACCUCUCUAAUCUUAAAAUUCGAGUUAGUGAUAGGAAGAUUAUUCCUCUUAACUCAUUUCGAGGGAUUGCCCGCCUUGUUAUUCUUUCUGGUCCUGGCUCCUUUAUUGCAGAGUCCUUUAAGCUUAGUGAGCCUUUCACUGAGAUGCUUUUGGACCGUGGGGUGCUUGUGGUUCCAUUUGCAACUGAUGGGGAAUUUCCUACUUUUGAGUUUGAUGAGAGUGAGGAUAUGACAUUGAUGACUAGUAAAAGAAAGAGGCUUUGGCAGUUGCUUCCUUUUGAUAUUUCGGAAUGGUCCAAGUGGAUAGAUGAACAGAAAAGCUUAGCAAAUGUCUCUUCUGAGUCUCCAGUGUAUAUGUCCCUACGCUUGGAUGGUCGUGUUCGAGGAAGUGGAGUUGGUUACCCACCCUGGAAUGCCUUUGUAGCACAACUACCACCAGUUAAGGGCAUGUGGUCGGGCCUUCUUGAUGGCAUGGAUGGCAGAGUUUGAAAGAGUGUUCCUAUUCUUUACUUGCAAGGUUGAAGAGAAUGCAUCCCUUGUGAGCUUAUGCCGUUGCAUGUUGGUUGAUUGCAGUGUGAAUGAAAAGCAAGUGUGUGAACCUACAACUCCUUUUGCAGCUACUUGAAGAAUGCAGCAGAUUUUGUACUGUUUCUGGUUAAAGUUGUAUAAAUUUUUGUUUGUAUAUAUUUCUAAAAUCACUAUAAUAGUAUAAUGUACAUAAGGGCUAUUAUUGCUUUUUUCUAACUCUGUAGGGGGUUAUAUUUGCAAGAAAAAACCCUUGAGAUUGGAUCAUUUUGCCCAUCUCUAAGAUGUGUAUAUCAUGAAUAUAUUUAAAAGUUUUCUCGAUGGGAGAUAAUGAAAAUUAGUCGCAGGAGCAUUAGAAUCUCAA